This is a messenger RNA of Corticium candelabrum, 1168 nucleotides long. RefSeq lists its product as uncharacterized. The coding region runs from base 52 to 1083 and encodes 343 amino acids. The record is from RefSeq and is a predicted model, not a curated record. Lineage: Eukaryota; Metazoa; Porifera; Homoscleromorpha; Homosclerophorida; Plakinidae. The transcript is spliced from 5 exons.
CCUCGUCACUCUAAAAUUUCCAAGAACUUUCUGUGACAGAAAGGCCUUUCUAUGGAGUCUCCUGUCGUCCACUUGAGCGUAUCCAGCCAUCAGGGUUCCGAUUCAGACUCUAGUCUCGAUAAUUGUGAUGAAGACGAGACGCCAGAGAGUCGAGAUUACGCCGACUCGAUGCAUGGGGUCAACGUUAACGUCAAGAAGCCGAAAGGCUUUGGAAGACGGACAAUCAUCGUUUCGUCGCUAGUGCUGUUGCUCUUGGCUGCUGUGGCAGUAGGAAUGAUGUUGCUCUUAAACUUUCAUUGGGUCGUAAAGCAUUCUGUUGAUCUGUCAGCAACUAUCACACCUCAAAAAACACGUUCUACGCAAGAGUCUCUUUCCGGGUCGACGCCAUUUGUUGUGACGUCAUCAGCAAACGUUGCGUCAUUUGAGAAUGUAGCUGCUACUGCAAUGUCAAGUGCCAGAGUGCUGACUCUCUCGCCGUUCGAUGCGUGUUGGAAUGGUGAUUCAGACUGUCCAGCUUGUCCUACUGGGCAGAGCGAAAGUUUCACAUCCCACAUCUGGCUGGGGUUCAUCCAUGAUAUUGUGGAGUCAGUGAACAGAUCACAGCACAUCAUGAGAAGCACUGACUACAAGGAUGUCAUUUUGUAUCGACCUCUGUUCUUACUACACACGGCUCUUAACUAUUUCUGUUGCCACACGUCGGAGGAGAAAGUGAAGAUUCUAGAAGUGCUAGGUAACCAGACAUGGACACCAUUGAAUAUCACAUACGACACUCCUUCAUGUAACCUUGAUCACGAUGGUGUCACAAUAUAUAUGCUAGCAUUACUGUCCAACUCAUCUCAAGACUAUUUGUUCAACUUUGUUCGACAAAUUGAAAAUUCUAUGAAGACACAAGGUAUUCCUGUUAACAAACAUCGAAAGCAACCGUUUCACGUCACUCUUUCUCUCGUCAAUCACUCGUUUCCUGUUCGUGACGUCAUAGAUCUGCUCCACCGUGGCAUUCCUGUAUUUGGAUCUGUUCUAUUUGACCAUUUCUAUUCAGAAUUUCAUAAAUUUAAACCUAAAGGUUAUUUUGUAAACAAAUAGUUUAGUACAUUAUAUUAUUUUGUCUGCACAUUAUACGGGUAACACAUUAUAUACGGGUAAUAUUACAUACGGGUUGGCUAACAAA